AUGGAGCCUGGGGAUGCUGUGCCUGGGGGUGCUGAGCCUGGAGGUCCUGAGCCUGGGGGUGUUGCGCCUGGGGGCGCUCUCUCUUCCCAGCAGCUGCGUGAGUGGUACUCUCGGUGUUGUCGCCGCCGCCAUGGUGCAGUGGACGCUGGAGGUGCUACUGGAGCUGGAACUGAGGACGCUGGGCCUACUGGAGUUGGUGUAGCUGCUGACCCUGGGGUUGGCGCUGGAGGUGCUGGAGCCACUGGUUCUGGAGGUGCUCGUACUGGCGGUACUAGAGCUGCUGGGACUGGGGGUGCUACUGGAGUUGGUGGAGGUGGUCCUGCUGGAGGUGCUGCUGGUGCUGCUGGAGGUACUAGAGCUGCUGGAGGUGCUGCUGGUGCUGGUCCUGCUGGAGGUGCUGCUGGAGCUGCUGGAGGUGCUGCUGGUGCUGGUCCCGCUGGAGGUACUCCUGGUGCUGCUGGAGGUUCUGGAGCUUCUGGUGGUGCUGAGGGCGUUGGCGCUGCUGCUGGAGGUUCUGGUGCUGUCUCUGCUGGUUCUGGGGGCACUUCACGGCCACAGCCGUACUUCGUUCCCCUCCUUCAGCAGGUUCUUGGUCAGCCGCCUCCUCCUUGUCCUGCUCCCUCCUUAGAGUGUCCUCCGCCUGUCCAGUUGCUGUCACAGCUACAGCCUGCCUCGCCACUCCCUGGUACUUCUCCCUACACUGGUCCGACAGGAGGUCUUACGGAGCGUCGUGAGCCUGAGUCUCGUCCUGUGUUGCCUGAGUCUCGUUCUGCGUCACCUGUUCGUGCUGCUCGCACUGGUCGUCGUGUCCCGCGUCAGCGUCCUCCUGCUGUCCCAGGCACUCACCAGAUGACGCUUCGUCCUUCCACUGCUCCACAGCGUGUCCCGCUGCCUUCUCCUCCUGCGUCCUCUCUUCCUGCCCUUGCUGACCCGGAGUCUGACUCUCUUCGUGCUGCUAGUCCUACUGUCACGCAUCUCCUGGCCACUGCUGUCACUGACCCUUCUUUUGAGUCAGCUGCUGCGUCUGCCUUAGUUGCUGAGCUUGUCGACUUUGCUGCUCACUGUCGUCUAGACUACGCUGCGAGUCUUGUUGCUAAGUCUGAGUCUGUCUGUCCUCCGUCCGUCGGGGGUGAGUGUGCUCUUGGCACGGACGUCCUUGAGGACAGGCAGGAGGAGUUUGAGUGCUUUGCCGCUGCUGUACCUCAUCUCGUGUCCAUGCUGAUUGCACCUGAGGGAGACCCGGAUGCACCAGACAUCCCGACCCCGCGCUCUUACGCUGAGGCGAUCGCGGGUGAGUACUCCUCUCAGUGGCAGACAGCCAUGGACGUAGAGAUGGCAUCCUGGAAGUCCACAGGCACUUACGUCGAUGAGGUUCCCCCUCCUGGGGCGAUCAUCGUCAGUGGCAUGUGGAUUUUCAGGGUGAAGCGGCCGCCAGGUUCUCCGCCUGUCUUCAAGGCUCGUUACGUUGCUCGAGGCUUCAGUCAGCGAGAGGGAGUAGGCUUCUUCCAGACCUUCUCCCCCACCCCGAAGAUGACCACUCUUCGGGUGCUACUGCACGUUGCCGCUCAGCGUGACUACGAGCUUCACUCUCUUGACUUCAGCACAGCUUUCUUGCAGGGCAGCCUGCACGAGGAGAUCUGGCUGCGCCGUCCCCCUGGCUUCACUGGGUCGUUCCCUCCAAGUACCCAUUGGAGCCUCCGACGGCCGGUCUACGGUCUCCGCCAGGCGCCACGUGAGUGGCACGACACACUGAGGACUCCACUUGCGCCUCUUGGGUUUGCGCCUUCUACUGCUGACCCGUCGCUGUUUCUACGCACCGACACUUCGCUGCCGCCGUUCUACAUCCUCGUGUACGUCGACGACUUGGUCUUUGCCACUGCUGACAUUGAGGCUCUCGCCCUGGUGAAGUCGGAGUUGCAGAAGAGACACACGUGCACAGACCUAGGUGAACUGCGCAGCUACCUUGGCUUGCAGAUCACCCGAGACAGAGCACGCCGCACCAUCACCCUGACUCGGUCACACAUGGUGCAGCAGGUCCUUCAGCACUUCGGCUUCACCUGGUCCUCGGCACAGGCCACUCCUCUGGCUACAGGUCACUCGCUCUCAGCUCCACCUUCGGACAAGUCCGUAGAGCCAAGUGGUCCUUACCCAGAGCUAGUUGGCUGCCUCAUGUACCUGAUGACUUGCACUCGUCCUGACCUCGCGUACCCUCUUGGCCUUCUGGCUCGCUACGUGGCUCCUGGUUGGCACCGAAAGGUGCACAUGGAUGCUGCUAAGAGGGUACUGCGCUACUUGUGCAGUACAUCAGGCAUGGGGCUCGUGCUUGGAGGGAGGAGCUCAGUUGUUCUCACUGGGCACUCAGACGCUUCUUGGGUUGACGACCAGGCUACUCAGCGGUCGUCACAGGGUUACACCUUCAGCCUUGGCUCUGGCUCAGUUUCUUGGCGUUCUACACGCUCGUCUUCUGUUCUCAGCUCCAGUUGUGAGGCUGAGAUCUACGCCACAGCCAUGGCUGCACAGGAGUUACGCUGGCUCACCUACCUGCUGACUGACUUGGGAGAGCGGCCUCGUUCUCCUCCAGUGCUGUACGUUGACAACAAGGCUACCAUUGCCUUGUGUGAGGAGCACAGACUGGAGCACAGAACGAAGCACAUCGCUCUGCGUUACUUCCUGGCUCGAGAGUUGCAGCAGCGUGGUCAGCUUCGUCUGCGUUACGUGGCCACUCAGGCCAACACUGCUGAUAUAUUCACCAAGGCACUUCAGUCUGGUGAUCAUCAGCGUUUCUGCACUAUGCUAGGGCUUGUGCUCACUUUUCCUCACCUACUGUAG
This is a messenger RNA of Closterium sp. Naga37s-1, 2829 nucleotides long. The record is from the annotation of a GenBank genome assembly. NCBI's taxonomy places the organism in Eukaryota, Viridiplantae, Streptophyta, Zygnematophyceae, Desmidiales, Closteriaceae.